ACGUGCGGUUUGAGACAGACCUGGGCGGACAAUUUACGGUUUUACCUGCCACUAUUUCCUUAGGACUCAAUAUACUCAACCUUUGUAGCUGGUAUCCAGCAGCUGAGAGUAAGAAUUGGGGGACGCUGAAGUAGUGGUUAUUGCUCGUACAGGAAAAAACCCAGUCCAGAGUAAGGACUGAUGCAACACCAUGGAAUCAAGAGAAAUCCAUACUGAAGUAACUCGACGAUUUGAAAAUUUGCUGCAGCAGGUUACUUCUGGAACAGAUAUUGUAGCUAUUGACAGGCAGUUGGAGUGUUUAUGUAGGGACCUUAUAUAUGAGUACAGGAGGCACAUAAUUGUCUCGGAGGAUAUCAUCGAGAUAUGCCUCAAGGCAUAUUCUUUAGCUCGACAACAAAUUUCAACAGGAUCUGAUGAAAACAUCCAGAGUUUUCAGGCUGUCGAAGAGCAAAAUACUGGAAUGAGGGGUCGUCCUAGAUUCAUAAUAGGAAAGGAGCAACUGGAAUCUUUAUUAGGAAAUAGAUUUACAGUUCCAGAAAUUGCAAAACUGUAUCAGGUAUCACCUCGCACAAUAUCAUAUCGUAUGAAUCAAUUCAACUUGUCAGUCCGAAACCAGUACACAGACAUUCAAGAUGACCUGCUUCAAUCAGAAAUAUCACGGAUCAUUUCGCUUUUUCCAAAUGCAGGUGAGAGAACAAUUGAAGGUCAUCUUAACUCUCAAAAUAUAUUUGUCCAAAGGAGACGUGUUCGUAUAAUCAUACAGCAGCUAGAUCCAAACAGAUGUCAGUUACGUAGGUUAUCUUCAAUUCGACGACGUCAGUACUCGGUUCCAUCGCCCCUGGCCCUCUGGCAUAUAGAUGGUAAUCAUAAGUUAAUAAGAUGGCGCUUUGUAGUGCACGCAGGAAUUGAUGGAUAUAGUCGGUUAAUAGUCUACCUUAAAGCAAGUCCCAAUAACCGUUCAUCAACAGUCCUUAAAGCCUUUGAAGAAGCUGUUGGUAAAUGGGGUCUGCCGUCUCGGGUCAGGGCCGACCUUGGAGUUGAGAAUCGGGAUGUGGCCUCCUACAUGUUAAUACACAGAGGCACUGGACGGAGGAGUUUUAUCACCGGCAAAAGCGUACACAACUCAAGGAUCGAGCGGUUAUGGCGAGAUGUCUUCGAAGGUGUGCUUAAUUCUUUCUAUCAACUAUUCCAUCAUCUUGAGGAUAUAAAUGUUCUAGAUCCUUCCAGUGAUGCAGAUAUAUAUGUCCUGCAUAUUGUCUACCUUGGAAAACUGAACAGCAUGCUCACAGAGUUUAGUGAAAUGUGGAACCGGCACAAGAUAAGAACUGCACAAAAUAAGAGUCCACUGCAACUGUUCAUAAUGGGUAUGCACAGGGUUGCACAGGCCGACAAUAUGGUGGCUUCAGAAUAUUUCCAACAGUCAGUCCCUCAAGAGUUUGGUGAGGACCCCAACAGUCCACUGGAUCCCGAAAUAGAUGAAGCGGUGGUUAUCCCUAACAUAACCCCACCAUUUGAAAAUGAGGAACAAGAAAGACUCUUUGAAGCAAAAAGAGAGGAAGUUUAUGAACAAUGUCACACAGAUAAUAUGUGGAAUCCAAAUUACUAUAUUUUACUAAGAGAAGAACUACAUAAAAUACUUUCUACUGAGUGAUUUUCAGACAAGAUUGAAUAAACAUGUUAAAAUCAGAAUUCAGAAUUUCCAAUAAAAAUUGGUAUUUAAGAAAAGCAGAAAAUAAUGCACAAAAUAGGCUGUCAAUUCUGAUGCAAAAGGACAUUAUGCUUAACUGCAAAUUUAACAUCAAAUUAUGCUCAAGAGGUAAUUCCGAUGGAAGUAAAAUGUGUAACA
This is a messenger RNA of Lingula anatina, 1846 nucleotides long. RefSeq lists its product as uncharacterized. The record is from RefSeq and is a predicted model, not a curated record. NCBI's taxonomy places the organism in Eukaryota, Metazoa, Brachiopoda, Lingulata, Lingulida, Lingulidae. Gene Ontology annotation, biological process: DNA integration. Gene Ontology annotation, molecular function: nucleic acid binding.